UGUUAAGGCCACAUUAGGAACCUGUGUCAUACCCUGCCAGUCGUUGUGUUUACAGGAUCCCAACAAAUCUCUGAGCCGGGUAUCCCGGUAACUCGCUCGCUCGCUAUCUCGCCACUUGGUCAUGUGCCUGGGCCAGGUGCGGGCUGUGCUCUGAAGAUGGAACAGCAGGGUGGUAACUGCAACAUACACCGGAGCUGCACUACACAGUUAGACCAGCAGUAAAACCAGGAUCAUUUUCCAGCAAGUGCAGCUAAUAAUCACCAUCUCCGGAAAAGAAACUGAUCGCCUCCUUUCCGUUUUCAAGUCUCUCAAACACUGAAAAAAACAAGCUGUGCCUUCCGGCAAAAUACGGUGUUGCUGGUGUCUUCUGUGGGGCUGAUGGUGACUGCUUUCCAGCUUCCUCUCUCUUAAAAAAAGUAUCUUAAGGAACGACAGCCAGGAGCGUAGUAAACCCAGGGAGUGUAUUGCACGUUUUUACAUUUCUUACAGUUUGUGAAGCUUAUUUGCAAUAAAGCAUCGCGUGGAUUAUCAAAAGGAUCGGUUUUAAACUUCAGCUGCUUCUGUUCGGUGGAAUUCUUUUAAAAAGGAUCUUAUCAGGGUGGCUUUCACGACAAGAAUAAUGGGAAGAAAACUUGACCUUUCAGGCCUGACUGAAGCUGAAGCCGAGCAUGUGUUUCAAGUGGUUCAAAGAGAUUUUUCCCUUCGUAAAAAAGAGGAAGAUCGACUAACGGAUAUAAAGCAGAAACUCAACGAGGAAGGAAGCAGAUGUGCUGUCCUUUCGAAGCAGCAGAAAUUUAAUGAGCACUGCUGUAUUCGUUGCUACUCUCCCUUCUCCUUCCUCAUCAAUGCUAAGAGACAGUGCUUGGAUUGCAAGUACAACAUCUGCAAGGCAUGCAGCACCUACAUCAAGAAGGAAAAAGCCUCGCUCUGUAACGUCUGUCAGCAGGCCAGGCUUCUAAAAACUCAGUCCUUGGAAUGGUAUUACAGCAAUGUGAAAAGUCGGUUUAAACGCUUCGGCAGUGCCAAAGUCCUGAAAAAUUUAUAUAGAAAACAUCUGAUGGAAAAUGAUGGGAUUGUUGAUCUAAGAGAGGGAAGCAUUUGUGAAGAGAUCCUGGAAAAUGAUGGAAGCAUUUGUGGAAGUGAUUCUACUUUCUACAGAGAAACGGCAGGUCACACUAUGGCAGAUACUCUUGCAGUGGCUAUUCGUGUUGCACAGGAAGCAGUAGAGGAGGCCAUUUCUAAGGCCGAAAUGCACCGAGAUAGUUUGGAAAAACAGAAGGAGGCUUAUUACCUUCGAGAACAUAAGGAGGAAUUGACAGAAGAGCUUACCACUACAAUAAUGCAAAAGAUAAUACACAGACAGAAGAGCCUGAGUACACAGUCAGAGUCAGAAUGUGAAUGGACGCAAUCCAGAAGCAGUGGUUUAGUAUCACCAUCCAUCUCAGAUCACAGUAUGUUGGCCAUGGCAAAGAGUCGUAGGGAAUCCAGUGCAUUAUGGAGGUCUCGUUCUGCAUUUUCACUGAUUAGCGACAACAGCCCUAGUAAAGAUGUGGAUCUGAAUUCUUCAUUAUCUGACUUUCUUUUGAAGAAGCCUGAAAAACAUGCUCAGGGGAGACCAGGUCCAAAGUUAUCCUCACUACCAAGCUGGAAAAGUACAGAUCAUCUGAAUAGUUCAGGUUCAUCAUCGACUGUACACAGCCCUGAUGGGAACUGGAUGGCAAAGCAAUGCACAGCCUUAACUCAGCCACGACGAUUAAGCAAGCCAAAUAGCCAGCUUUUCAAAGCACUGGAGAAUGACUCCCAUGUUGCAUCUGCUUAUGAUACCAUGGGUUACGAUAGUGAUGAUGAUGUCGAUAUGAAUGUAGCCUUUAAUGAGUUGCAACAGCUGCCAAGAAAGCUGUCAGAUGAGUCCUAUUACACUGACUCUCAAUAUGACAGCGAAUGGAUAAAUGGCAAUGAACCCCAGCAAUCAGUGACCUCACCUUCAUCAGGACAGUGUACCAACACUGAGACAAUGUACUCUGGUUUUGAAACAUCCCCCACAAACUCAUUAAGAGAUGUCCACCAGACAGAUGAGCUACCGCUCCCAAAAAGAAAAGCACAGGGAAAACAGAACGAAUUACAUGCUGUCAGCAAUCUAGAUAUUAAUCUAAAUCCCCAGGCUGGCAGCACUGGUUCUCGAGAUAGCAGUGAACCAGAGGAUGCAUACUGUGAUCUAGAAAAUAAAUCUAGAAGAAAGAGAAAAAACAGACCACACUCAGAGGAAAUCUGUAAGGAAAGUUACUACAAGAAAAUUGAAAAGCGAUUCAGUACGCCGUCACAAGAAGAUUCAAGUAGAGAAGACGCACAACAUAAGUCAAAUCUCAGUGACAUUGAAGUGCAGCUAAAAUCCAGACUCCUUGAACUGGCUUCUAAAGUGAGUGACAGAGAGGUGUUAUCAGUAGAAGAUCAGGACCUUGUAACUAAACUUGAAAAGGAAGAAAGUUUGUCACAUGAGGAAAAUGUUAACAAUACACAAGAGGAGCUCAGAAAAGAAACUUGCAAGGUUUUAGAUCUUCAUUUAAAGCUACAGUUCUUAUCAUCAGUUUUGCAACAGAAGUAUUCUGCUGUUUCACUGUGCAACAUCUCAACAGAAGUUCUAAAAGUAAUCAAUGCCACAGAAGAGCUUAUAGAGGAAGCUACAGUGCCAUCUGAUUCGCCAUCAGAGACAUGUGACAGAAGGGCAUUUCCUUUGACUGCAGACCCCGUCAUCCUUGAUGAACAGCUGACCAAACUGGAGGAAAAUGUCUACAUGACAGCUGGAGCAGUCUAUGGACAAGAAGGGCAGCUGAGCAAGUUAGAAAACUCUGCACGAUGCAUAAACUGUGUGAGUACAGAAACAGAGCUUGCAGAACUGGAAGAUCAAGUAGCAACAUCAGCCGCACAAGUCCAGCAGACAGAGAUUCAGAUUUCAGACAUUGAAAAGAGGAUCGCAGCACUAACCCAAGCAGGACUAAACGUGGCUCCAUGUGCACGACUGGCAAAAAGGCAUGAUCAAAAGGAACUGAAUCAGGUACAAACUAUAGACACAUCAAGACAGCAAAGGAGAAAACUUCCUGCACCGCCUUCUCUAGGUGAGUCCCGCACAUCAGCAAAUAAUGAAAAUGAAGGUAGUGUGCACGGGCAACAGACUGAUAUAGCUGUAAAUGUAAGAACAUUUAACAAGACCUCCAAGCUUCAAGGAUCUUCAACACAAAAGACUUCAAAGGAAAGAAAAAACUAUGCCAAGGACAUUAUACUACAGCCGUCAGAGGACCAGAUAUUGCCAUCUUGACUGAAGGACUGGAGGAGCAGGACCUGAUCUCUUCCCAGUAGAAAAGAACCCCUUCAUUGGAUCCUCUCUAUUGUAUUAGAAUUGCAGAUCUACACUGCCACCAACCAAUGCACUGCCUAAGGGUGCACACGAGUGCCUUUAUUCAACAGCCAUUUAAUGUUCCAGAAUGAAGUGGACCCCUUGUAUAUUUACCGUGUCUCAAAUAGGGCUCUGCCAGGAUACCUCACUGAGUCUGCUAAGCCAAGUUUGAAAAGACUAGAUGAUGCAAAUUGCCUUAAAAUCUAAAUGACAGGCUUCAAGAAUUCAUAAGCAAUGUUCUCUAGGGAAGAAUGUUCUCCUUUUCUUUAUAUGCUGUUAUGUUUCUGGUGAAACAUUUGUACUGUACAUCCAAGUCAUUUUGAAUGUUUCUGCAUGCUGUUAAAAGAGAUUAACCAUGAAAAGCCAAAAUAUCAGAAGUGAUAUGUAUACAGAAGAAAUGUACACUUGCCCAUAGUCUGCAUUUAAAUCAUAAUGCAAUUAAAAUGCAUUUUUAUUAAUUUUUUUUUGUAUUACAGAAAUACAACAGAUUGUUAUGAAAGUGUAAUUCAAGUGAAAUCCAUCUCAAUAAGAAACUGGUUUCUUCUGUAACUAAUGCAGCUGGGCAGUGAUUAGCUUCAUGACAUUGCUUAUGAGUGCACACGGAACGAUUUUUAACAUGCACUUUAACAGGAUGCUUAUAGCCAUUUUGGCAUCCUAUUAUUAUUAGUUGAAACCUCAUAUUUGAAGUUGCCAUCUUCAAACUGUAUUGAUGUUUGUAUCUGUGUACCUUUGUUUCCUAGUAGAACUGAAAUAUGUACUUAUGGUACAGUUAUAAUGGACCAUGUUUUAUUUGAAGCACUU
Protopterus annectens (West African lungfish) is the source of this 4192-nucleotide messenger RNA. RefSeq names its product myosin VIIA and Rab interacting protein (gene MYRIP). The record is from RefSeq and is a predicted model, not a curated record. Bases 620 to 3313 code for a protein of 897 amino acids. Gene Ontology annotation, biological process: intracellular protein transport. Gene Ontology annotation, molecular function: small GTPase binding; actin binding; myosin binding. Lineage: Eukaryota; Metazoa; Chordata; Ceratodontiformes; Protopteridae. Gene Ontology annotation, cellular component: cortical actin cytoskeleton. The transcript has 20 exons.